Schistocerca nitens (vagrant locust) is the source of this 3023-nucleotide messenger RNA. RefSeq names its product cytochrome P450 3A41-like. The transcript is spliced from 14 exons. Bases 158 to 1696 code for a protein of 512 amino acids. Lineage: Eukaryota; Metazoa; Arthropoda; Insecta; Orthoptera; Acrididae. Gene Ontology annotation, molecular function: iron ion binding; oxidoreductase activity, acting on paired donors, with incorporation or reduction of molecular oxygen; steroid hydroxylase activity. The record is from RefSeq and is a predicted model, not a curated record.
GGGAGGGGUGCGCCCCGCUGCCCCCACCCCGCCGCCUCCAGCCGCGCCCACCGCGCCGCUCCAGACCUGUGGCUGCACCGAGCGGCCCAUUCAGUUGAGCCCCGCCGGCGCAGCAGAAUACGGACUGCAGCUGCAGACAGCUCUGCUCUACAGCACCAUGGUGGACUUUCUGACCGCGUUCUGCGUCCUCGCGGCGCUGGCAGCUGUCGCUCUCGCUGCUGUCUACAGAUACCUGACUUCGACCUUCGACUAUUUCGAGAAGAGAGGCAUUGUCGGCCCUAAGCCUCAGCCGCUCUUUGGGAACUACUACAAACUUUGGAACAAGGUGUUCGGCGCGGAAGACGUGAAGAAUGUUCAUCAGUAUGGGAAAGUGUUUGGGACGUUCGAUGGUCGCACGCCCAACCUGAUCGUUGCGGACGCCGAUCUGGCCAAAGCCGUUCUGGACAAGGAGCGAGACCAUUUCCGCUCGCGAAGGGCUGCAUCUGUCAAGAAUCCUCUAGUGCAGAAGAGCCUUUCUAUUUUGGCAGGGGAAGUAAAAGGAUCACCUGAUGUUGUUGUGGCCCUGAGCCGUGAGAAACUUAGGAAGCUUACUCCAAGGAUUUUGAAGUCUCUAGAGUUUCUCACACAAAAUCUUAAGAAAUCCAUUGAAGCUUCAGAGCCAAGCAUUGACAUUACAUAUGCUGUUCGUAACUUCCUUGCUCAUUCAUUGGCUCUGACUCUUCUGGACAAGGAUUCACAGGCAGAAGAGCCCAAGGUGGACCAAAAUGCACUUUCUGGAACUCUAGAACAAGUUCUUAAAAUUGACAAUCCCACUUAUCCAGUUGCAUCUUUUCCAUUUGUUCUUCCUGCAUUUUACUCUCAAGACUGUUUUGUCCUGCGAAAUAGUGCUGCCAGGUAUCUCAUUCCUUUAAUCCAUAACACUGUUAAGGAAAAAAUCAGUGCAGAGAAGUCAACAGAUGAGAAGAGAGUUCCUGAUCUGGUGGACUUGCUUUUGGAAACAGUUUCCGAACAGAAGCAGACAACAAAAGAUGAAGGCAAAGAGGUAGAAAGUGCUGCUACUGUGAAUGAAGAAGCCAUUGUAGCUCAGUCACUAGCUGUUCUUCUGAAUACAGCACAGGCAACGAAGUCCACAAUUGCACUGUCUGUUGCCACAUUAGCUUCCAAACCAGAGAUUCAGGAUAAACUGCAUUCUGAACUAAACAAGCAGUUGCAGACAUCUACUGAGAUAUCCUUUGAUACAGUGCAGAAUGCACAGUAUCUUGACAUGUUCCUGAAUGAGAUGCUUCGUUUGUAUCCUACUGAAUACAGGAUUGAGCAUGAAUGCCUGGAAAACACUGAGUUCGAGAAUCUGAAGAUUGAGAAGGGAACCAUAGUAUCUAUUCCAGUGUAUGCUCUUCAUCACUUGGAGGACUACUAUCCAGAGCCACAUACUUUCAAUCCAGACAGGUUUUCUCCAGCCAUUGCUGAAAAGCGUCACCCAUACACAUACCUACCAUUUGGUCUGGCUGGUUCCAAUACAGCUAAUGUCAGUGUUCAGUAUGGUGUCCUUGUAGCUAAGUUGGCAGUUGCAACACUAAUCAAGAACUUCAAGUUUGUGCCAGCUGAGGAGACUCAGAUACCACCACCUUUGGAGGAGGGGAUCACUGGAGUCAUGAAGCCAAAACCAGUGAAAAUUAGUGUGGAGCUUCGCAAAUAAGCACACAUAUGAGAUCACAAGGCUGAAUGGAACACAGUGUAUUUUUGACAGCAACUAAAUUAAAUUUUGUAUGUCAUUGAGCCAUUAAUGUUAACACUGAUAUUUGUGUUUACACAUUUCUAGGUUAAUUUUAUUUUUACUACCACUUUUGUAUUAUCACAUAUAAGACUUUUCAAGGCUCAGUUUACAGUUUUGAUAAAAGGGGAGAAAUAUUUCAAGACUUCUUCAAUACAAUAUGAUUAUUGGUUUGACUUCUUAAGAAGUGCCUAAAUUACUGUAUAUUGGUAGAGGAGGACAUUCCACAUUGCAGAGCAGCAAUUAAUAUUAUGUGCAGGCCAGUUAAAAGGAAAGACAGGUUCAUAAGAAUAUUUUCAACUUCAUAUGGUAAAUUGAAAUUGUGGCUAGGUUAGAAACCUCUUAAUACGCUAAAAGUAUGUGUAUCUAUAUAAAUUAUGCUUAACAAUCGACAAAAGUAUGUAACUGCUUAAGCAUUGUUUCACAUGGGAGCAACAAGGAAUGUAUUUCAAAUGUAUCUAAGUAGCUUAAUACAUUUUCAUUAAACCCCACGAACUGCCAAUAACAUUGAGUUGCUGGAUUUGUUUGUUCUGUAAAAUGGCUGAAUGUGACCCUGUAGGGUAUAGUUUUCCUGUAGCAAAUUCUCAUAAUAGAUAUGAGACACUUACACAAAUUAAAACAUAGAAAAUUCUACAUUUUUGUUGAUGUAGUUGUGACAUUUUUCAGUUAAACAUACUGAUAGUCAUGUAACUUGAAAUAUUUUCAAAUGCUUCUUAAUGGCAGCUAUUGAGACAUACACCAGUAAAAGACUGCAUAUCAAAAACAGUGUCAUUACUGGUCAUGUAUGCCCAUGUAUCAGCAUAAAUAAAUGAUAGAACCAAUGAUAAGUGUAAUAAAAUGAGACUGAAUGCUAUGGUGCUGAAUUUAUGAGAACAGGUAUUUUUUUAACAUCUAUAUAAUAAUUUUUAAAGAAAAUAAAUUUCUUGCUGUUAUUACUUAACAGGACAUCUAGCCAAGACUAGAAACAAGCAACAGCAUAUAAGAAUCAAAUGCCUUGUAGAACAAAGCCUGUAUGUCACAGUGUGAUGUUGGUAUUCCAAGUUUGGUUUCACGAGGAUACACACCAGUGAAUAAUUAUGAAAAAGUAUUGUUAAUGGUACUUAUAAACAUAAUUCAAGUAUGUAUUUGAUUGCUGCACUGUAAACAUCAUUUCUUUAAGGAGUACAUGUAAUUUAUGAUAAAUUUUUGUCAUUAAUUUUGUGGAGAUCUGUCUUCUUACUUCUGAAUAAAAAUUUUCUUUCACACAAAACUA